AGAUUUUCUUUUAGCAUUUGUCCUAAAACUGCUAGUGCUACUUCAGGAAAUAUUUCAAAUUUAGUUGAGAAUUUAACCAAAGAUAAGUUUUAUAAUACUUUGCGAUUCUAUAAUGAAGCAUAUCUUUUAAAAUUACUUUGGCAAUAUGUUUUCGACUUAAGUAUUAAUCAAAUGUCUCAAAAGGAAAUUCUGAAUAAUCAAACCGAAGUUCUUGAAUUCCUAAGUUUAUGGACAAAGAAAGAACCAAUAGCUCCAAAUUCUUUAUGGUUUGGAGUUUUAGAUCUUACUCAAAGCUUAAGCCAAAAGAUAUCUUAA
This is a messenger RNA of Dentiscutata erythropus, 315 nucleotides long. The record is from the annotation of a GenBank genome assembly. Lineage: Eukaryota; Fungi; Glomeromycota; Glomeromycetes; Diversisporales; Gigasporaceae.